AAGGCUAGUGCUCCCGCUCCCACCGCUCCCACCGCUCCCACCGGAGGAAGGGCUGCUCCAAGCACCUGCCAUGGUGGACAUGUCAGCCCUUCUCAUUCUUCUGCUGGUUCUGGGCGGAGGUGAGAGCCAGCUGGAUCUCAGGAUCACACCCUCGGGCGAGGCCGCGGAACGGGGGGACCCUGACCUCUCCAUGCAGGGGUCCUGCCAGCCAGCGUCUUCCUGCCAGAAGUGCAUCCUGGCACAUCCCAGCUGUGCGUGGUGCAAGCAACUGAACUUCACGGCCUCGGGGGAGGCGGAGGCCAGGCGCUGCGCGCGGCGGGAGGAGCUGCUGGCCCGCGGGUGCCCGGCGCACGAGCUGGAGGAGCCGCGCGGCCGCCAGGAGGCGCUGCAGGACCGGCCGCUGAGCCACGGAGCGCGCGGCCAGGGCGCCACGCAGCUGGCCCCGCAGCGGAUCCGCGCCGCGCUGCGCCUGGGGGAGCCCCAGAAAUUCCGGGUCCGCUUCCUCCGGGCCGCCGGCUACCCGGUGGACCUGUACUACCUCAUGGACCUGAGCUACUCAAUGAAGGAUGACUUGGAGCGCGUGCGCCAGCUCGGUCACGCCCUGCUGGUCCGGCUGCAGGAGGUCACGCAUUCUGUGCGCAUAGGUUUUGGCUUCUUCGUGGACAAAAGGGCGCUGCCGUUUAUGAGCACGGUGCCCUCCAAGCUUCAGCACCCAUGCCCCAGCCGGCUGGAGCGCUGCCAGCCGCCCUUCAGCUUUCGCCACGUGCUGCCCCUCACUGCGGACGCCCAAGCCUUUGAGAGAGAGGUGGGGCGCCAGAAUGUCUCUGGCAAUCUGGACCCACCGGAAGGUGGCUUCGAUGCCAUUUUGCAGGCUGCCCUCUGCCAGGAGCAGAUUGGCUGGAGAAAUGUGUCCCGACUCCUGGUGUUUACUUCAGAUGACACGUUCCACACAGCCGGGGAUGGGAAACUGGGUGGCAUCUUCAUGCCCAGCGACGGGCAAUGCCAUCUGGACAGCAAUGGCGUAUACUCUAACAGCGCAGACUUUGACUACCCUUCUGUGGGUCAAGUGGCCCAGGCCCUCACGGCUGCCAACAUCCAGCCUAUUUUUGCUGUUACAGGCGCCACGCUGCCUGUGUACCAGGAGCUGAGCCAGCUGAUCCCCAAGUCUGCUGUCGGGGAGCUGAGCGAGGACUCCAGCAAUGUGGUGCAGCUCAUCAUGGAUGCCUAUGAUAGCCUGUCCUCCACCGUGACCCUUGAGCACGCUCCGCUCCCUCCCGGAGUCAAGAUCUCUUUCGAGUCUCACUGCGGGGGCCCUGAGAAGAGCGAGGGUGAGGCUGGGGACCGGGGGCAGUGCCAUCACGUCCGAGUCAACCAGACGGUGGACUUCUGGGUCACUCUUCACGCCACCCGCUGCCUCCCGGAGCCCCAUCUCCUGCGGCUCUGGGCUCUGGGCUUCUCGGAGGAGCUGGUCGUGGAGCUGAGCACGCUAUGUGACUGUGACUGCGCUGACACCCAGCCCCGGGCUCCCUACUGCAGUGGUGGCCAGGGGGACCUUCAGUGUGGCAUAUGCAGCUGUGCCCCUGGCCGCCUUGGUCAGCUGUGUGAGUGCUCAGAAGCUGAACUGUCCUCCCCAGAUUUGGAAUCUGGCUGCCGGGCCCCUAACGGGACAGGGCCCCUGUGUAGUGGGAAGGGGCGAUGCCAGUGUGGCCGCUGCAGCUGCAGUGGACAGAGCUCCGGGCGUCUGUGCGAGUGUGAUGACGCGGGCUGUGAGCGACACGAGGGCGUCCUCUGCGGAGGCUUUGGCCACUGCCAAUGUGGCGUGUGUCACUGUCACGCCAACCGCACGGGCAGAGCAUGUGAGUGCAGUGAGAAUGUGGACAACUGUGCCAGUCCCAAAGGAGGGCUCUGCAGUGGGCACGGACACUGCAGAUGCAACCGUUGCCAGUGCCUGGACGGGUACUACGGGGCUCUGUGCGACCAGUGCCUAGGCUGCAGGUCGCCAUGUGAGCAGCACAGGGAUUGUGCAGAGUGUGGGGCAUUUGGCACUGGUCCCCUGGCAGCCAACUGCAGCCUAGCCUGUGCAGAUGUGAAUGUGACCCUGGCCUUGGUCCCUAAUUUGGAUGAUGGCUGGUGCAAAGAGAGGACGCUGGACAACCAACUGUUCUUCUUCCUGGUGGAGAAUGUGGCUGGAGGGGUCGUACUGAGAGUGAGACCCCAAGAGAAGGGAGCAGGUCAUACCCGUGCCAUCGUCCUGGGCUGCAUAGGUGGCAUCGUGGCAGUGGGACUAGGGCUCGUCUUGGCUUACCGGCUAUCCGUGGAAAUCUAUGACCGUCGAGAAUACAGCCGCUUUGAGAAGGAGAGGCAGCAGCUCAACUGGAAGCAGGACAGCAAUCCUCUCUACAAAAGUGCCGUCACCACCACAGUCAACCCCCGCUUCCAAGGGACAAACGGCCCUGGCCCCUCUCUCCAACCAGGAAGCAGCCUCACCUAGGACUCUUGUCUUUGAGGACAACAGGGACAGCAGGGCAGGGUCUCCAGGCCCCACUGCUGAGCGGUCGGCAGUGUUUCCAGUGACCUUCACAGGGCUGCUAGCCACUGCUGCGAACAUCCUCACCUCAUGAAGGCCUCCCACAAUAAAGUCUUGCCUUGGA
Molecule: messenger RNA, 2651 nt
Organism: Psammomys obesus (fat sand rat)
Lineage: Eukaryota; Metazoa; Chordata; Mammalia; Rodentia; Muridae
Gene: Itgb7
Product: integrin subunit beta 7
Exons: 15
Coding region: 71-2491 (806 amino acids)
Biological process (GO): cell migration; integrin-mediated signaling pathway; cell-matrix adhesion
Cellular component (GO): focal adhesion; integrin complex; cell surface
Molecular function (GO): integrin binding
Source: RefSeq, a predicted model, not a curated record